Molecule: messenger RNA, 576 nt
Organism: Acanthamoeba castellanii str. Neff
Lineage: Eukaryota; Discosea; Longamoebia; Acanthamoebidae
Exons: 5
Coding region: 1-576 (191 amino acids)
Source: RefSeq, a predicted model, not a curated record
AUGGUGUGGCAACUGGAGCACCACCAGACACUUUGUCACCAAGUGGUGUCUGGACUGCAAGCCAAGAAUGAGAAGCUUGCAGCAGAGGUGGUGGAGCUGAAGCAGAAGCUAGAUGCCAAGGAGCAGCACCACCACCAUCACAAGAAGUGCAAGCGCCCCAACACCCUGGCAGUGGCGGCCUAUGAGGACCCCUUGAUGCAAGAGCCAUUGGAGAAGAAGGCCAAAGCAGACAAAACAGAAGACAAGAUCCUAGCCAAGGGGCUAGAGGCUGAAGCUGCCAGGCCUAGUGUAUGCAAACUGUUCCUGUUGAGUAUCACAGGCGUGCUCCUUGUGCACAACAUGGAGCUGGAGCGCCCAACCAAGUCAUGCGACAAGUGCUGUGCUGUGCUAGGCCCAGUGUUCAAGUGCAUCACCUGUGCAUUGCACGUCCCACUGUGCAACGUUGAAGUCUGCAUGUGGUGCAUCAGGCACCUGUGGACCAAUGCUGACCACAGUGGCCACAUCUGGCAGGUGGUGUACCAGCCCACUGAUGUGGGUGUUGUGGUGGAAAGCCUCAGGCCUUGGCUCCAGGCAUGA